Molecule: messenger RNA, 1347 nt
Organism: Colletotrichum spaethianum
Lineage: Eukaryota; Fungi; Ascomycota; Sordariomycetes; Glomerellales; Glomerellaceae
Product: monooxygenase aurF
Exons: 2
Coding region: 1-1347 (448 amino acids)
Molecular function (GO): N,N-dimethylaniline monooxygenase activity; NADP binding; flavin adenine dinucleotide binding
Source: RefSeq, a predicted model, not a curated record
AUGUCGCAACGAGAUUUUGAAGAGUACAUGGAAUCCUAUGCUGAGAAUUUCGAUCUCUACAAGCACAUGACUUUCAACGCAACCGUCAAGCAGGUCGUGCGAAGUGCCGAUGGGUCCAAAUGGCGGGUUGAGAUGAUCAAAUCAGGGAACCCGGAGGCCCAAGAGUUCGACAAGGUGGUUCUAUGCCAUGGCUAUCAAACGAAACCAAAGAUGCCGGUCUAUGAAGGACAGGAACAGUAUGAAGGCCUUCUAAUGCAUUCCCAGCAGUUCCGCAACCCCGAAGAUUUUAAAGGAAAGAAGGUCGUUCUUGUUGGCCUGAGCGCCACUCUAAGCGACCUGCUGUCUGUUAUUGUCAAGCAAACAGACAAGGCCUAUAUCUCGCAUCGCAACGGCAGCCUUAUUGUAGGCCGCUGGCGGAAUGGUGUGCCGACUGAUCUCCUCGUCACUCGCGCCCGUAGGCAGAUGUCGUACUUCCUGCAAAGUCAUUUUCCCAAUUUAAGUAACAAGCUUGUGAUGCUUGCUACAGGCUUUCUCAUGAAACAGCAUGGCAAGCUCGAUCCUUCUUGGCGUCUACUUGACAACAUGGCACCACUCAGUCUGCACCUCGCAGGUUGCAUAGACACCACUGUCGAGUUCCUCCGCGAGGGAAAAGUCACCUCAUUGUAUGGAAUACAAAGAUUCCUCGGGGGAAAAUCGAUCGAGUUCACUGACGGAACGGUCCUCGACGACGUUGAUGCUGUCAUCUGCUGCACAGGCUACUCGGCAGACUUUGAUCUCGUUCCUUUUAUUGAGAUGAGCAAGCCCAAAGCGGACAAUUCGGGAAACCCUUACGGAGGACGUCCUAUCGCUCUGCUUUACAUGAAUCUAUUCCCGCCGGCACAUGCAGACAGCAUCGCUAUCCUUGCGUACUCGAUGUACGGCAAGAACAAUGGGUUUUCUUUCUCCGAUGUCACAUCCAUGGCUAUCAGUAAUAUAUGGCGCGGUGUCAGCGCUGACAUGAUCCCACCAAGGUCCGAGAUGGAACGUGCCGUUGACCGGCAUCAUCAGUGGAUUGCAGAUCGCUGGACCCGCGAAAACAGGUCCGACCCGAGCGCCGUCAAACAAUGGGAGUUCCAGGGGUUUCUGCACAAGGCUGCUGGCACUGGUAUGGAGAACCUCGGUUGGGGAUGGCGCGGUUGGGUCACCUGGUUCAGAGAACCGUACAUGAGCUAUCUCAUGAACCAUGGUGUAGAGACGGCGUAUGCUUUCCGGUACUUUGAAACGGGGAAGAGGAAAACCUGGGAUGGCGCUAGGGAGGCUAUCAUUCACACGAAUAAGCUGGUGAGGCAACUGAAGGCAAAGAAAUGA